Phragmites australis (common reed) is the source of this 2386-nucleotide messenger RNA. RefSeq names its product pentatricopeptide repeat-containing protein At4g21065-like. Lineage: Eukaryota; Viridiplantae; Streptophyta; Magnoliopsida; Poales; Poaceae. The record is from RefSeq and is a predicted model, not a curated record. Gene Ontology annotation, biological process: RNA modification. The transcript has a single exon. Gene Ontology annotation, molecular function: zinc ion binding; protein binding; RNA binding. The coding region runs from base 36 to 2000 and encodes 654 amino acids.
CCGUGAGCGCGUAGUACCCUUAAAAAAAAGAAUCGAUGGUUGUUAUUGAAGGGGGAGCUGUUGGGUGGAGGAGAGUGCAGCGUUUGCUCGGCCAGACGAUGCUCCCCUCCGUCCUCUCAAAAUCAACAACCCCGGCGUCUCCAGCCCGCCUCCAACGCCUACUCCCCUCUUCGCUGCACACGACCACCCCUCUCCCGCCCGCCGCCAUCGGAGCACCGUCUGCACCUCCAAGCGGCGCCCCCCAUCUCUUCUCCACGCGGCCUUCGUGCGACUACUACGCCGCCACCCUCCGAUCCUGCGUCGCUGCCCGAGCCGUCCGGCCCGGCCGGCAGCUCCACGCCAGGCUCAUCGUGUCCGGCCUCAGCCUCGACGCGGCCCUAUCCACCAGGCUCGUGGACCUCUACGCGUCCUGCGGCCAUGUGUCACACGCGCGCAGCCUGUUCGACGGAAUGCCCAAGGAGAACGUGUUCCUGUGGAACGUGCUCAUCCGGGCGUACGCGCGAGAGGGGCCCCGCGAGGCGGCCCUCCAGCUGUACCGCGCGAUGCUGGCCCACGGCGGCGUGGAGCCGGACAACUUCACGUACCCGCCGGUGCUCAAGGCGUGCGCCGCGCUCCUGGACCUGGGCACCGGGCGGGAGGUGCACCAGCGCGUCGCGCGCACGCGGUGGGCGGCGGACGUGUUCGUGCGCGCGGGGCUCGUCGACAUGUACGCCAAGUGCGGGUGUGUUGACGAGGCUCGGGCCGUGUUCGAUGGGACCGCGGUGAGAGACGCUGUGGUGUGGAACUCAAUGAUCACCGCGUGUGGGCAGAACGGGCGACCCAUGGAGGCGCUCUCUCUGUGCCGUGACAUGGCAGCUGAAGGUGUUGGGCCGACGAUCGCUACGCUGGUGAGCGCGGUUUCAGCUGCAGCUGAUGCGGCUGCCCUGCCUAGAGGGAGGGAGCUGCAUGGGUAUGGCUGGAGGAGAGGGUUCGGGUUACAUGACAAGCUGAAAACGUCCCUUCUUGACAUGUAUGCCAAGAGCGGUUUGGUUAGGAUGGCUCGUGUUCUCUUUGAGCAACUCAUGCAUAGGGAACUUGUUUCUUGGAAUGCCAUGAUCUGCGGAUACGGGAUGCAUGGCCACGCCGACAAAGCGCUUGGACUGCUUAGCAAAAUGAGGAGUGAGGCUGAAGUGAUGCCUGAUAAUAUCACUUUUGUUGGGGUCCUAUCUGCUUGUAACCAUGGAGGGAUGGUAGAAGAAGCAAAAGAAUUCUUCGAUUUGAUGGUGAAUGUGUAUUCCAUUAAGCCAACAGUGCAGCAUUACACUUGCCUUGUAGAUGUUCUUGGUCACUCUGGUAGGUUCAAAGAAGCUUAUGAUCUUAUUAAAGGGAUGUCAGUAGAACCAGAUUCAGGGAUAUGGGGUGCACUGCUUAAUGGUUGUAAGAUCCACAAAAAUGUUGAACUAGGUGAAUUAGCCUUGCAGAAGUUGAUUGAGAUGGAGCCUGAAGAUGCUGGUAAUUAUGUGCUUCUAUCAAAUAUCUAUGCUCAGUCUGGGAAAUGGGAAGAAGCUGCAACGGUGAGGAAGCUGAUGACCAAUAGAGGCCUGAAAAAGAUUACUGCUUGCAGCUGGAUCGAAUUGAAAGGGAAAUCUCAUGGGUUUCUUGUUGGGGAUGCUUCUCAUCCUAGAUCGGGUGAAAUAUAUGCAGAGUUGGAGAGAUUGGAAGGUCUGAUGAGUCAAGCGGGCUAUGUGCCUGACACCAGGCCAGUUUUCCACAAUGUGGAAGAUGAUGAAAAGAGGAACAUGGUAAGGAGUCACAGUGAGAGGCUGGCCAUUGCAUUUGGGCUCAUUAGUACACCUCCUGGGACAAAGCUUCUCGUGACAAAAAAUCUUCGUGUUUGUGAGGACUGUCAUGUUGUCAUCAAGUUGAUUUCACAGAUUGUGCAGCGUGAAAUCAUCAUAAGAGAUGUUAACCGCUACCAUCAUUUUGUAAAUGGUGAAUGCUCCUGCAAAGAUCAUUGGUAACUUAUGUCUAAGACUUCAUUGAUCUCGUAGGAUCUUCUAGCCUAAUGAACAUGAACAUCUAAUUUCAUAAGUAAAUCAUCAUUGGCCAGAUUAGGAGGUGCCUCUUAGGCCGCUGAUGACCCUGUGCCUGCGUGAUGCAGGCGCAUUGAUGGAGAAGGUCGAUGUAGUUGUGAUGUCGGUGUAGGCUCAUGGAUUCUGAUCACGCACGCGCGUUGAUGGCGAAGGUCGAUGUAGUUGUGAUGUCGGUGUAGACUUAUGGAUUCCGAGCUCCUCUUGGCACUGGCAUCGUAGAGGUUCUGUAAUGGAGGUUGUCGAUCUUUAAGUCAUUGUCCAAGCUCUCAUAGAUCGGUAGGAUUAGGGUGUAGUGCUUAUCGCUUUCACUCUUG